AUGUCUCCCACGCCUCGCUCCGACCUUCUCCCCUCUGAUCAACAGGCUGAAUACGGACCACGGAUAGGGGCAGCCAAUUGGGUCUAUCCUGAGGCCCGCGGGCGGGAGCGUGCCGCAUGCAUGCAGCCUUGGCAGCUUACAGCCAAGCCUUUGCUCGGCGAGGCUGGGCGGCUGACCCCUCCCGGAGCAAGUCGUGGCAUGCCCCGCCCUGUGCCGCAGCAGGUGGGAGGUGGAGUCGGGGCUAUAAACUCCGGGGCCGGAGUGGCGCCGGUCCCGUGCCCCGAGCCCCGAGCCACAGUCCCGAUGACCGGCCGCCGGGCGUGGUGA
Messenger RNA from Colletotrichum orchidophilum, 327 nucleotides. RefSeq lists its product as uncharacterized. Bases 1 to 327 code for a protein of 108 amino acids. The transcript has a single exon. The record is from RefSeq and is a predicted model, not a curated record. NCBI's taxonomy places the organism in Eukaryota, Fungi, Ascomycota, Sordariomycetes, Glomerellales, Glomerellaceae.